AUGCACAAAUCCAUUUUAACGCGCGCAACACUUCUACACCUCAUCCUAAACCCAUUCCUGACAGUCCCGACGCGCGCCUCAACCACAGUCGCACCUACGACAAUCCUCUCACAAAGACUAACUCGUACACCGAUUGCCUACCCCCAGUGUCCCUCCAAUCUCUAUCAAGAAAAAUCCUACUCCACAAUGUCAUCGUCCGCCGAGCAAAUCCAACAACAACAACAACAAUCCGACAAUGCCGCUACUGACUCCGCCACCGAAAAGAAACCAGAGCAGUACCUCGCUCUUCCCGACUCCAGCAGCGCCGACCAGACACAUCAGCUGGAUAUCAGUGGUGAUGGGUCGACGGUGAAAUUGGAUCACUUGGGUCCGCUAGUGGUCAACCAGGAUGGGACGUUAUCACGGAUCGCGAACUGGGCGCAGAUGGCGGAGAUUGAGAAGAAGAAUACGUUGCGGGUGCUAGGCAAGCGAAACAAACAGCGGAUGGAGGCACUGAAGGCGGCUGCUCAGGGAGCGCAGGAAGAGGGCAAUUAG
Aspergillus bombycis is the source of this 534-nucleotide messenger RNA. RefSeq lists its product as uncharacterized. Lineage: Eukaryota; Fungi; Ascomycota; Eurotiomycetes; Eurotiales; Aspergillaceae. The record is from RefSeq and is a predicted model, not a curated record. Bases 1 to 534 code for a protein of 177 amino acids. The transcript has a single exon.